UCAUAUCUUAUUAAUCUAUUUGGGUAAACAUAACUUUUAAAAUUUAAAAUUCCUUGUAGGCUACUAAUUUCUGCAAUAAUUUAUGAAUCUUUUUUUUUAUUCAGUUUAAUUGUGGAAUCAAAACUUUACUUGAGUUUGAAAUCUUGAAGUGUUUUAAAGUGAUUGAUUAUUAUAUUUUCAACUUUUAUAGUGCUACAUUUGUUAGCCUAAUAAAAAUUGGUCUUUAAUGUCACAGUUCUACAUUAAACGUGUGUAUCACAGUGAAGUAUUUUUGAUAUUGCGUGAGGUUUGAAUAUUUGAGGUCUAAGGUUUGAGCCCAGUGGAGUAUCUCUGAUAUUGUGUCAGUUUGAGUUUUGAUUAGUAGAGCAACUUUUCUAAAUUCAAAGGUUUGAGCACAGUGGAAUAUCACCAAUAUUUUAAGUCUUGAUUAGAUGAGUUUUUCAUUUUUGAAAGAUUGGUUCGAUUUUUAGUAAACCACAGCCACGAUCCCCUUCAAGAAUGGAUGGCAAUGAUUCAAAUCUGGAUGCCGAGAGUUUUGGAGCGUCAAGCGUCGAGGAAAAAGCCUGCCAAUGCACGCCGAUUAAACGAAAACGAUCAGUUAGCAGAGUUAUGAAAAGCAAGAGGGGAAGAUCUAGGAGUAGUGAUUGUGGGCCGAAGAAACGGAAGAAAAGCGAGAAAAAGAGACAAGUAAGAAAAGCGAGAUCUGUUAGCAAGUGUCCACCCACUGUCAAGUGUGGUACGAGUCGCUCCAAGUCGACUCGGCGAGCUAGAUCGAGGAGUAAGAGCAAGCCUAAGCGACAGAGUAGGUCGGUUGCUUGUUCGCCGGCAAGGAAGCGUUCGACAAAAAGGAGAGCGCAAUCUAAGUGUCCUCCGAAACCGAAAUCUAGGAAAGCCUCGAGGUCGGCCAGUAGGAAGCCGAAACCCAAGAAAGAUGCGGGAAGUUGUUCGACCGUGAUGAGUAAGAUACAGAAACUUCUGGAGAAAAUUAGAUCGAAGAAGAGUGAGCUCAAAAGUAAGGCUAGACGUGGGAAAAGGGCAAAGAAAACUAAGGAUUGUUGAGUUGGGGGAAGUUGUGUUUUUAGAAGAAAGAGGCUUAAAAAAUUGGGACAGAAGUAUCUUCUUCAAAGUUUAGAAGAGUUGAAUCUUUAAAAAUUAGGAACUAAUUGAGUUGGGGGAAGUUGUGUUUUUAGAAGAAAGAGGCUUAAAAAAAUUGGGACAGAAGUAUCUUCUUCAAAGUUUAGAAGAGUUGAAUCUUUUAAGAUUAGGAACUAAUUUUGAGGCUUAAAAAAAUUCUAAACUUUGAAGAAGAUACUUCUGUCCCAAUUUUUUUAAGCCUCUUUCUUCUAAAAACACAACUUCCCCCAACUCAAUUAGUUCCUAAUUUUUAAAGAUUCAACUCUUCUAAACUUUGAAGAAGAUACUUCUGUCCCAAUUUUUUUAAGCUUCAAUGUUUAUUGUAAAAUUUCAAUUAAAACUGAAUCAAAACUG
Messenger RNA from Nilaparvata lugens (brown planthopper), 1488 nucleotides. Its product is annotated as serine/arginine repetitive matrix protein 2-like. The transcript is spliced from 2 exons. The record is from RefSeq and is a predicted model, not a curated record. Lineage: Eukaryota; Metazoa; Arthropoda; Insecta; Hemiptera; Delphacidae. The coding region runs from base 499 to 1059 and encodes 186 amino acids.